This is a messenger RNA of Striga hermonthica, 4233 nucleotides long. The record is from the annotation of a GenBank genome assembly. NCBI's taxonomy places the organism in Eukaryota, Viridiplantae, Streptophyta, Magnoliopsida, Lamiales, Orobanchaceae.
AUGAACGGCGGAGGUAGACGCCAGAGGCGGCGGAAAUCCAUGGCCGGCUGCAGGGGCGCCGCGGAACCGGAGAAAACCGACGAUAAUUGCGAUUCCCCCAAUUUGGACUCCGAAAUUACGGGAAAGCCCUCGGGUUUUCCAGAUAUUACGAAACUACCCCCGAAGUCAGAAGCUGAGCUUGACUUGUACACUCAAGCUCGUAAGGCGCUCGCCCUUCGUUCCCCAUUCGAUUCUGAAGACUCGCAAGCUACGCCGGCGUGUGUAUCGGCUGUGAGUUCUCGGCCAGGUGGGGUGUCUCAUUUGUUGGGUCGGCAUUCGGAUAGUCGCAAACGGCACAAGAAGUUGCAUUUGGGCUCGGAAAAGAAGUCUUCAGCUACUGGUAAGGCUCGUGGGAGCAACAUUUGGGUUGAAACGGAGGAGUAUUUUCGAGAAUUAGCCAUCGAGGAUGUUGAGAGGCUGGAUGGGUUUUCAUGUUCUGGAUUUUCCAGCGACGACAAGUGUUUCUCGAUUCCAUACCUUGUUAGUGAUGAUAAUCAGCAUGUGUAUUUUGACACCUGUAAUAGGAUGCUCAUGAAUGCUUCAGACAAGGAUAGUGUGGACUUGGAAAAAUGUGUUGAGUUGAAAAGUAAUGGUAACCUCAAGAUUGAUGAAAGGACUGCAGAAAAAGCAAACAUGGCUGCUUCUAUUGAUGUUGGUGGAGAUGAGGUCGCUACAGACGAGUUUCAGAUGAAAGAAGAUAGUAAUGAAGGGAAGAGAGUGAACAGUGAGACUGAUUCUACUUCUUUUAAUGGUGUAGAAUGGCUUUUAGGAUCUAGAAGUAAAGUUUAUUUGGCAUCAGAAAGGCCCUCGAAGAAGCGGAAGCUUUUGGGGAAGGAUGCAGGGUUGGAGAAACUCCUCGUGGCACAUCCUGUCGAAGGUUUAGAGUCUGUCUGUCAUUAUUGUAGUAAUGGGGACAUGGGCGACACUUUAAAUUUGUUGAUUAAGUGUAGUUCUUGUGGGAUGGUAGUCCAUCAAAGGUGCUAUGGAGUACAAGGUGAUGUGGAUAGCUCCUGGCUGUGUUCCUGGUGUAAAUGGAAAAACGUUGUAGAGUUAAGUAAAGCGACACCAUGUAUGCUUUGUCCUAAGCAAGGUGGUGCACUGAAGCCUGUGCAGAAGAGGGGGUUUGGGAGUGAAUAUGGUAGGUCUAUGGUGGAGUUUGCUCAUUUGUUCUGCUGCCUGUGGAUACCUGAGGUUUAUUUGGAGAACACUAGGGAUAUGGAACCAAUCAUGAAUGUGGAUGGGUUGAAGGAGACGAGACGAAAAUUGAUCUGUCAUCUGUGCAAGGUUAAACACGGUGCCUGUAUCAGGUGCACUUACGGAUCUUGUAGAAUGUCAUUCCAUCCUAUUUGUGCAAGGGAGGCAAGGCACAGAAUGGAGAUAUGGGGACAACUUGGAUAUGAUGAGGUUGAACUGCGCGCUUAUUGCACAAAACAUUCCGAAGUCCAAUGCGAUAGUGGCACUCAAAAUGCUGAAGAUGUUUCAUUGACAGCUGAUCUGGAUGUUAAGAAGCUUAAUGAUAUCGUAUUGGAUGGUGAGGACUUGCUUUAUUCGGGCUCUCAUCCAGAAUAUGGAGAUCCAAUGCAUCCGGAUGGUAGAAAUGGCAAUGAAGAUGUAAAUACUUGUGGCGUUUUCAGUUUCCCUAUGAUGCUGAAGAAGUUGAUUGAUCUAGGGAAAGUCAGUUCUGAAGGUGUUGCCUCAGAGAUUGGCGUUUCACUGGAUUCAUUAGACAAUAUACUAACUGAUAAUCAAAUUGUACCAGAGUUACAGUGUAAACUACUUAGAUGGCUGAAAAACCAUGUUCAAAUCGGCAACAUACAGAAAACAAUGAAAGCGAAGGUUAGAUCACUUGUAGCCCCCAAUGAUGUGGCAGUUGUAGCUGAAGGUGGCGAUGCUGUUCCAGUAGAGUUCAAUAUUUCUGAUUCCGUUCCAGUCAAAUCUGUUCCACCACGCAGAAGAACCAAAAGCAGUAUAAGGACUGUCAAAGAUGAAACAAAUGAGGGUUAUGUUGAUUCGUGUGUUCAUGUCGGAGAAGAUUCAAACGAUCCAUCUGGAGAGUCUUUGUCUGAUGGUACCAAGAAGAUUUUGGUUGACUAUGAGCAGCAUCAGGAUGAUUCAGUGGAAAAUUCUAUCGAAAUUGAAGACGAGCUGAGAGCUCUAGUGCAGUUUCUUUCUGAAGAUGGUUUGCAUGAAGAACGUACACAAUCACAACAGAUGACUUCGUUUUCACCUGUGUUGAUAAAUGGGGAAAGUAGUCAUACCUCGUACAUACAUCCAUUUAUCUACAGUAAAUUGAUGCAAACCAAGAAAGAAGUGCUUGAGAGAGCUGCAUCUUGUCAGACUGCGGUUCUGAGAGAGCGGGAAGCUUCCCAGUUAGGGGCAUCUUCUAGUUCAGGCCUCUGUUGUAAUAACGAUAACCUGCAAAGGACUUCUAGUCACCGGACCUCUAAAUGCAGUGGAGUAGAUCUCGAUCAAUUGGUUGAUGCAAGAAAUAUGGGAAUACUCAAACUAUCUCCUGCAGAUGAAGUCGAAGGAGAACUCCUAUACUAUCAGCAUCGAAUCAUUUCCAAUGCUGUUUUGCGGAAACGUAUUAGUGAUGAUUUGAUCUCGAGGGUUGUUAGUAGCCUCCCACAGGAGAUGGAUGCUGCUGGAGAACGAAAAUGGGAUGCUUUACUAGUUAGCCAGUACCAUCAUGAACUUAAGGAAGCAAGAAAGCAAGGCAGAAAAGAGCGACGCCAUAAGGAAGCUCAAGCUGUAUUGGCUGCUGCUACUGCCGCUGCUGCUGCGUCCUCUAGGUUGUCAUCAGUUAGGAAAGAUAGCCCAGAAGAUUCUUCACAGCAAGAGGAUUUUAUGAAGAUGAAUUUAUCAGACGUGAGGAACGGGGCACACUCUCAUCUUAAUUCUAGAGUGAAAGAGACUGUUACCAGGCUGGCUGUUGCAAGGUCACUUGACAAGAAUGGUGAUUCAGGCCAUUUAGCUUCUUCAGACAAUCCAAAAGAUCGUCCUAAGACAUGUGAUGUCUGCAGACGACGCGAGACGGUUCUGAAUCCGGUUUUAGUCUGUUCAAGUUGCAAGGUUGCAGUUCACUUGGACUGCUAUCGUAGUGUUAAAAGCACUCCAGGACCCUGGCAUUGCGAAUUGUGUGAUGACCAAUUUUCUUCUCGAGGUUCUGGAGCACCGGAUACAAACUCUUGGGAGAAGCUUCACUCUGUUGCAAAAUGUAGUUUGUGUGGUGGCACAACAGGGGCUUUUAGGAAGUCAGUCGAUGGUCAAUGGAUACACGCCUUAUGUGCUGAAUGGGUGUUAGAGUCAACGUAUAGAAGGGGGCAAGUAAAUCCUAUUGUGGUAUCGGAUACUGUCUCCAAAGGAGUUAAUGUUUGCAAUGUAUGCCAUCAUAAACAUGGUGUCUGCCUCAAGUGUAGCUAUGGUCAUUGUCAGGCUUCAUUUCACCCUACUUGUGCUAGAAGUGCUGGUUUCUUCAUGACUUUGAGGACCAAUGGUGGCAAGUUGCAACAUAAGGCUUACUGUGGAAAGCAUAGUGCAGAUCAAAGGGCAAAGGCCGACACUCAGAAACAUGGGAUUGAGGAGUUUAAGUCUCUGAAGCAAGUCAGGGUUGAAUUGGAGAGACUGCGUCUUUUAUGCGAAAGGAUUAACAAAAGGGAGAAAUUGAAACGUGAGUUGGUCAUUUGCUCGCACGAUAUCCUUGCUUCAAACCGGGACACUGUUCUCUCUGCCUUGGCGCGUCACCCGUUUUACCAACCCGAAGUAAGUUCUGAAUCUGCCACGACCUCUAUUAAAGGUCAUACUGAUGGCUGUAAAUCGGGCAGUGAGUUGGUGCAGAGAUCGGAUGAUGUGACGGUUGAUAGCAGCACGGUUGCUGGCAAAAGACGUGUUAAAAUUCCAGUGCCGGUGGACAAUGAUCGGAAAAUGGACGACAGCUCAACAUCCCCAAAACUUUACAUGCUAAAACCCGUGGAGAGGGUAACAUUUUCCGGGAAGCAAAUCCCCAAACGACUUUCAGCCCCAUCACGGAACCCCUUGAACGAUGCUGACAAACGAACAAAACAUAGAAAGCACCUGGAAACCUUUGAUAAGGAGCUUUCAAUGACAUCCGACCAAGCAUCCAUGAAAAAUCAACGACUCCCUAAGGGAUUCGUUUAUGUUCCGAUCCGGUGCAUAUCAAAGGACAAAUCUUGA